AUGGCGCAAUACACAGCUUCGACUGGCUCGUCCUUGAGAGCUUCCCCAAACCUCCGACAACACCAUGUCGACACCAGCGCGGCCCCAGAUACCACAGAAAAGUUCCCCGAAUUCGAUACAUCACAAACAAUAAACGGCUACCCUAACGGUAACGGCCGGUAUAUAAAUGCAGGUGCUACUGCGCCCUCGGAUCAAUGGCGGCCGAGAAGGGAAAGCAAGGUGACGUGGGCUCCAAGAGACCCCCCAGGGCCCGCAAACGCCUACUCGCAUGGCCAUGGUCAUUCUAGGCAAAGGAGCAUUAGCAAUGCGAUACAUAGGAUGCGCUCGGGGAGUAUGAGCCAGAAUGCCCACGAGAUUGCGGAGGCACUUCGCGCGCCAGUAUCCUACAAGCUAAUAGGGCUCUGUAUGAUGUGGUACUGGUCCUCGGCGCUGACCAACACAUCUUCGAAAUCGAUCCUCACGACCUUCGACAAACCCGCGACCCUCACGCUAAUCCAGUUCGCCUUUGUCUGCUCCUACUGCCUCAUAGCCUCCUCGCUGGCCUCGACGUUUCCCAAGCUGCGCACUGCCGUGCCCGCACUCAAACACCCAAUCCGCAAGCCCUCGCGCGAUGUCAUCGUCACUACACUUCCUCUGGCGGCCUUCCAAAUCUUCGGCCACCUCCUCUCUUCGUCCGCGACCUCCAAGAUCCCCGUCUCGCUCGUCCACACAAUCAAGGGUCUAUCCCCCUUAUUCACCGUGCUCGCCUACCGGUUGAUCUUCGACAUCCGCUACCCGCGCGCAACCUACUACUCCCUCGUACCCUUGACAAUCGGCGUCAUGCUCGCCUGUUCCGGCAAACACUCGUUCGGCGAGGGCCAAUUCCUUGGCAUCCUUUAUGCCCUCAUAGCCACCAUCAUCUUCGUCACCCAAAACAUCUUCUCCAAGCGUCUCUUCAAUGAAGCCGCCAAAGUCGAGCAAGAAGACGGACACAGUAACGGCCACCGGUCCAAGAAGCUCGACAAGCUCAACCUGCUCUGCUACUCCUCGGGCAUGGCCUUCAUCCUGACUUGCCCGAUCUGGCUCUGGUCCGAAGGCUUUUCGAUCAUAGGCGACUUCCUCUGGGACGGCUCUGUCGACCUCACCAAAACACCCAACUCGUUCGACCAUGGCCGGUUAACGGUCGAAUUCAUUUUUAACGGCACCUUCCAUUUCGGGCAAAACAUCCUCGCCUUCGUUUUGCUCUCCAUGGUUUCCCCAGUAACCUACAGCGUCGCCUCCUUACUCAAGCGCGUCUUCGUCAUCAGCAUCGCCAUCAUCUGGUUCCGCUCGCCGACGACUAACGUGCAAGCCGUCGGCAUCGCCCUCACCUUUCUGGGACUGUACCUAUACGACCGCAGCCAAGAGAAGAACAAAGCCGAUCAGCGCGCGCGUUCGCUUUCCCGCUCCAAGAUGGACGAGUCCAUCCUCCCGCUCAAUACCAAGUCAACAACCACCUCCGAAACUAAUUCUUCCAUCUACCAACCCUCAACCCUCAACACGCAAAUAGGCGGGUAUGGAUAUAUGCCGUCACUAGUCCAGUCAUCCAGUAAUGCCGACAUCGGCUCCAACAAGAAAGAUGAUGGACCCAACCCUUCAGCCUCGACAGGAGGGAGACAAAGAGGCGCGAGCAUGGCCAGGCCCCAAAACGGGGGAUGGCUGCCGCCGGGGACGAGGCAGGAACAUACGUGGAGGAUGGGGGAUGGGAAUAAGAAUAGGACGGAAGCAGUAGGGCCGGCGGGGGUUGCUGUUAUGUCUUAG
Messenger RNA from Sordaria macrospora k-hell, 1779 nucleotides. RefSeq lists its product as uncharacterized. Gene Ontology annotation, biological process: phosphoenolpyruvate transmembrane import into Golgi lumen. The record is from RefSeq and is a predicted model, not a curated record. Gene Ontology annotation, molecular function: antiporter activity; phosphoenolpyruvate transmembrane transporter activity. NCBI's taxonomy places the organism in Eukaryota, Fungi, Ascomycota, Sordariomycetes, Sordariales, Sordariaceae. Gene Ontology annotation, cellular component: endoplasmic reticulum; Golgi apparatus.